CCGUUUCCCACUCGCCCCGCUCUUGGACCGCGGUAGAGGCAUUAUUGUGAUUGACCGGUCAACCUCAGCCUCAUAUGACACCGGUAGGUAGCUGAACGAUAUGAAUGGCGCAAGGAGUGCAACUCUCCGCCAAUUGCCUGGGUACUGCACUUACGUACCACGGUGUAGUACCUAGAUCGAGGAGAUGCCGUUGUCCUUGAAUUGUGUAUCACGAGUUACAUUAUGUGUGUUUUCAAUGUUACGACUAUUAUUUGGAAUGGGAUGGGUAGAAUGCGAGGGCUGAAAACGAAGCCGCUUCCCGUGUCCAAGAGCAUGAUUCAUGAUAACCUACCCUACCUAUCCCACGGAUAUUAGCUAGCAGUGUGCUUUUCUUCUUCGUUUCUCUAAAACCCACCUUUCUCCAUGACCCACACCACACACUCCGCCCUCGAGGUCCAACGUCCACCCCAAGCCGUGUAUCUGGGACAAGAGCGGCGACCAUACUCUAGGAGAAACAACCCCUAACCAUGGACGUUCGGAUACAGAACUAAUUCCCUUCCAUGGCUGUUCCGUUAUUACUAGCUGCGUAGGUGCAACUCUACGACAGCCCGAGUCUUCAUCCCAUUCCUAAACAACCUUCUGCCGGGGGGGGGGGGAACUUUAGGCACUGGAAGACCCGUGGCGGUCACAAAGUAACUACAGUACAUACAUUACGUACGAUCGCACUAAUACUUGCAUACUCCUCGCUUUACUAUGCGUACAACUGGCUAUACUCCGUCCAAAGGACCAACUUGCGAUAAGUUAUGGAAGUUGAAUAAAUAAUAGGGUACCUACCUACUGUGAAAAAUGUAAAAUCUGAAUGGGAUGCUGUGUUUUUUCAAUUCUCGGGAGGAGAGGGGGGGGGGGGUUUGUUCUGUCCCUGUCUGAAAAUCAUUCUUCUCUGAUACGAAACAGUACCUCUGUUGACUGAUGUUCAUGCCAUGCUGUGUUUUUGUAACUGAUGGAGAAAAAGAGAGGCCGGGGAGGGGAUAUAUUGAGAUGUCACAUCACCUGCACCUGGAAGCCACUCUCUUCCCAACUUCCCAUUAUCAUCUUGUUGUGACACAAAAACUGCCUUAGAUCAUGGCAGGGGAGCUUCAGGGUUGAGUUAGAGGUGUGAUCACUUGUUGUUCUAUAUCCGCAUGAGGGUCAGGAGUUGUGGAGCUGGUUGGAACUCAGCAGGGCAGGGACCUAGAUUUAUAUAGAGGAAAUAUAGGGGAAAAGAGAGAAAGAAAAGGAAAGAAAGAAAGAAAGAAAGAGAAAAACCACCAACCGAGAAAAAAUGAGGAGUAUAUAUUUAUUAACUGAAGAAAGGAAAAAAGGGUGCAGUGGUGAACUGACUGGCAUCGCUAUUAUUAUUAUUUAAUAAGUAGUGCUGUGUGUUAACGCUGUAUGUUGGCCCUCGGGAUGAAUCGGAGGAAAUCUACCAGGCAGCAAUGGCAAACUCAGGCAGCAAAACCCCAAUCCACGGCCCGAGCACAAGGUAUCUAGGGAAAGUAACUCCUCGGAGGGCACUUACUCGGACAUACAAAAGGCUCCCUUUGACUCAUAAAGCUCUCGUUAAAUCUUCCUCUUUUUUUUUCUUGUCACCCAUUAGGCCUUACAUACUCGUUGUCUUGGAAGUCUUGGAUUUCUUGGAAUGGUUCCGCUUCCCGCUCCGAUUCCCGCCAUUUGGCGCCCGUGGCCCUGGCCUUGGCGUCAACACCACUCGGCUGUCUUCCAUCCCGGCUGACUAAUAGGCGAACGGGCGUCGACAAAAGCCGCGCUCCUGGCCAAUUACAUGCCGCCAGAAUCAAAUCGCUCGCCCAAUGAAGGGCUUUGACGGGCUUGAGGGAUUUCUCUAAGGGCUGGGCCUCGCGGUCCCGUGACCUAAGUUUUUUUUUUUCGGAUGUUGACGACAUUGAAGGCGGGAUUGGAUUGGGGCUUGGUUGGGCGUGCUUACGAACGGGUUUGAUAUCGUUUUCUGUUCCAGACAUCAGGAUAUUGUCUCCUUUCCCCGGUGAAGAAACCAACCGAUCGGAUGAGGCCACUGGUUGCUACGUGUGCUUUUGCGGCCAAUCAAUCCUUCGGCAAUCGGGGGUUGGUUGGCCUUCCGUUUCAUUUGCUAUGAAGAGCCGAUGGCUGAGAACUUUUGCCGUAGAGCAAAAUGAGUAUGCACUUCAGCUGCGUGGCUAACAAUGUUAUGACGGAGCUUACAUAGAGAGCAAUCAUACGUUUCGUUGGAUGGAUUAGCUGGCAGGGAUUAAACUUUCCAUGACGGGAGCUUGAGAGCUACGUACCUAGGUACGGAGUCAAGAUAUCCACUCUGUCGUCAAUCAUUUUCUUUUUCAUCUAACCUAUGCUUUCGCACUCGGUUCUUUGCUCCACCUGGGUCAAGCGGGAGGAAAUGGCAUAUGUAUAUAGGGCGGCCAAUUCUCUCCUGUUCGGUCCAUGUUUAAUCUGGAAAUGUAUCAUCCAACUAAGAAUAUACUUCAAUAAUAUCAUUCAUUCCUUUCCCUACCACGCGUUAGACAAGAACCUCCUCCUCCCUUUCGUCCAUUCUCCGUCUUGCUACCUCGAUACCCAUUUGCAUCUAAUCGCCUCAACCCGAUAUCCCAACCUCAAACACCUUCCUUAUCAAAGUCCCACCAGAUAAACCUAACACGACCAACAUGACCGUCAUCAGCGGCCGCACCAUAACCCACAUCGACGAGGCCUCCCUCGCAAACCUCAAAUCCCGCCUCAGCUAUGUCAAGGGCUUCCUCCACUUCACAGAGAAAGACGGCGCCUUCAUCCAAGCCGCCAAGGAGAUCAUCGCCCCCGCCGUCCCCGCCGUCCUAGACGCAGUCUACACCCGCCUCCUCUCCUUCGACAUCACCGCCAAGUCCUUCGUGCCCCGGCAGCCAGAGCAGGACACCAACGAACCAGCCGCGGCCGGCAGCGUCGCAGAGCUCGCGCUCGACCACCCAAACAUCGUCCACCGCAAGGACUUCCUCAAAAACUACCUCGUCCGCCUCGUCAGCAACAAGGACUGGUCCGACGAGAGCUCGUGCUGGGGUUACCUGGAUAAAGUCGGCAUCAUGCACACGGGUCAGGCGGGCUUCAGGCAUCGGGAGAAGCGGCCCAAGCUGCGCGUGGAGGUUAUGCAUAUGUCGCUGCUGCUGGCGUUUGUGGAGGAGAUGGUGCUGCAGGCUAUUCUGGGCGCUGAGGGGGUGGAUUUGCAGACGAAGACGGGGAUGAUUACGGCGUUUAAUAAGUUGUUGUGGAUUCAGAAUGAUCUAUUCCAGAGACAUUACGUUGCUAAAAAGCCGGAGUAGAUUGGGGACAUUUGGGAUUCAUGGUGUUUUUUUUCUUUUCUGGUUAAUUCCCCCCUUUUUGCUUCCUCUUCAUUUGUUCUCCCCUUGGUACGUAUUCCAGAUAGAUGGGUAUAAAAGUACGGGAUACGGGAUAACGAGGAUUCUGCUUCCUGCUGGCGUAAGAUGGGGGAAAAAACGAAAGGGGAAUGAAUAAAAGAUACAGGACACAGGGGAUGCGGGAUACAAAAACGUUCCCGGCUCCCAAAUAGCGCAUAUAUACAUAAUAUACAUAUAUACACAACUUGGAUUAGAUGAUAGAAACGGCCCCACUCUAUAGAGCUUACGAAUAUGAAGUCGGUUCAUUUUUAUUGCUUUCCUGUCAAUGCUUCCUUGGCUAUAUUUAUGUACAUGUACGUAAAUAUGGGGUAGUGAGGAUGGAGGGCUAAUGAGUGAGGUAGCUAGCUACAUUGACUCAAUUCACCUAUGUACCGACCGAGAAAAGGAAUUCAUAAAUAGGAUACAUUCCUUCAUCCACAUGGAUAUAUCGCGGAUUUUUAAGAGGGUAGAGAGAACUUUAAAAAAUCACAGGUCGUGUGUUAGAUGGUUCCUAUUAUAGAAAGCGGCGAUGGGAUUAGCAAGGACCGAACAUCUAGUUACGGGGGAAAACACACAAGCAUCCAUCCCACAAGGGCCUCUUUCACCCUUCAGCCCUAUUCAAUGGGCUGUGGCCAAAAAAAAAAAAAAAAAAAAAAAAAAAAAAACCCAGCACAAAGGAAGGGUCAUUGUCCACACAAAAUAACAACACUCCAGACAUUGCCAAUUAGCUUAGGUGCAUGUCUAUCAACAGCAAGCAACAUGACCCGUGCGUAGGUCUGGAUGGCAGCCCGUAUGUGCUGGGGUUAUUACUACGGAAGCCCUUUGGUAGUUGGUAUGUGAACAAAGGACUCGGGCGGAUGAUGAGUAUGUUUGUAUCUUCUCUAUCUCACCCGCCUGGUGUUCAGAGACAGAGUUAUUGCUUUCCAUCCAAUAUUUCGUUGCGGGGGUGGUUGACAGUGCAGUCAGGAGAUGGAGAGAAAGAGGUAUUCCACAAUUUUCUUCACGCCCGCGCCAGGAUGCUAUACGGAACGGGAGAAAUCAUCAAUUGUCCUUAAAAUAAAUUGUUUCUCAAAUAGAGGAAGGGGGUUUAACUCUCCUUUGUGCCAGCCCGUUGGCGCUGUCCGCAGGAUUAAGGCGAAAAGGUCUGGCCGUGUGUGUUGUGUGUGUGUAUGUGCAUGGAGGAGGAAUGAAUAUAUGCGCGUAGCUGACAUGUUAAAAUGACAGUACAGAUAAUGGGAAGGAAUUAUUCGUAGUUUUUCGGCGUGUGAGGGGGGUCCGACAUUCUCGGAUUUAUUUUGACGGCUUGCUUGGGAUCCUUGGUUUUUAUCAGUGGAGAGCGCAUCUUUCAGGAGUCGUCACUAGAAUAUGGGGGCAGUAGUAGUAUUUGGAUAUUUGGAGUCAGCGUUCAAUACCCAGGACACUCAACGGUCCAAUGAAAAUUGCAAGCCAA
Blastomyces gilchristii SLH14081 is the source of this 4839-nucleotide messenger RNA. RefSeq lists its product as uncharacterized. Gene Ontology annotation, molecular function: oxygen binding; heme binding. The coding region runs from base 2670 to 3314 and encodes 214 amino acids. Lineage: Eukaryota; Fungi; Ascomycota; Eurotiomycetes; Onygenales; Ajellomycetaceae. The transcript has 2 exons. The record is from RefSeq and is a predicted model, not a curated record.